UGAUCAAAAAAAGUUUAGAAAUAUAUUGAUAGCGUGUAGUAUCAAUUUGAUGUGCUGAAAAUCGCAUGAACGCAGAGUGGAAUUCAAAAUUAUCAAUUAUCAUGGCCACCAAGGUUGUAGCAAAUCCAGAGGUGGAUAUUUUGAAAGAUGAACGAGAGGGUAGACUUCGUGAGGUUGGAAAUCAGGCUGUGUGGUCAUUGUCUUCUUGUAAACCAGGUUUUGGGGUAGAGCAGCUACUGGAUAAUACAGUGGAUGCUUACUGGCAGUCAGAUGGACCUCAACCACAUCUCGUCAAUAUCCAGUUCAGAAGGAAGACCACCAUCCACGAUGUGUGUAUCUACACUGAUUAUAAAGCUGACGAGAGCUACACACCUAAUAGGAUUUCUCUGCGUGCUGGUACACACUUUAAUGACCUCAUUGAGGUAGAUCAAAUAGAACUAAGUGAACCAGUGGGCUGGGUAUGUGUCCCAAUGAAAGACAUCAAUGAUAAACCUAUCCGGACAUUCAUGGUUCAGAUAGCUGUACUUUCAAAUCAUCAAAAUGGACGAGAUACACACCUUCGUAGAAUUAAAAUUCGAUCACCAGUACAGGACACUUAUGUUGUUAAAACACCAAAGUUCACCAGUCUAGAACUAAUGCAGCUGGCCUAUAUAAAGUGAGGGUGUGAUGGAACAAUAUGAUGUAAUACACAUGUUGCUGAACAUCAUGACAUGAAUCCUACAUAGAGAUAAAAACUGAGUCUCCAAGAGCUUGUGAAAUUCACUUACUGGCCCAACACAAUUCAGAAUUUUUUUAUGGGGAAAACAGUUUUGAAUUUGUUUUAACGAAUGAAAAAGCAUUUUGUUUAUUGCAUGCAUAGACAAAGUUUUCCAAGAGUGAUCAACUAAUGCAUGUUCAACGUAUAUUGGAAAACAAAGCUUUAUAACUUGCAUGUACAUGAAGCUAUCCAUAUAUUUUCAGCUUUAAAAAGUUCACAAGUCUGACAGGUACAUGUGCAUAGGCAAUAUUUACAAUAACAAGUUAAAAAAGACUUACAUAAAUUUUACCCAUUUAAUUUAAAACCAACCAGCAGAAAAUAAAUUCAUGUUCAAGCA
Saccostrea echinata is the source of this 1094-nucleotide messenger RNA. RefSeq names its product anaphase-promoting complex subunit 10-like. The record is from RefSeq and is a predicted model, not a curated record. Gene Ontology annotation, cellular component: anaphase-promoting complex. Bases 66 to 659 code for a protein of 197 amino acids. Gene Ontology annotation, biological process: anaphase-promoting complex-dependent catabolic process; protein K11-linked ubiquitination. The transcript is spliced from 4 exons. NCBI's taxonomy places the organism in Eukaryota, Metazoa, Mollusca, Bivalvia, Ostreida, Ostreidae.